Molecule: messenger RNA, 2414 nt
Organism: Neltuma alba
Lineage: Eukaryota; Viridiplantae; Streptophyta; Magnoliopsida; Fabales; Fabaceae
Product: type I inositol polyphosphate 5-phosphatase 2
Exons: 10
Coding region: 207-2096 (629 amino acids)
Biological process (GO): phosphatidylinositol dephosphorylation
Molecular function (GO): phosphatidylinositol-3,4,5-trisphosphate 5-phosphatase activity; inositol-polyphosphate 5-phosphatase activity; phosphatidylinositol-4,5-bisphosphate 5-phosphatase activity
Source: RefSeq, a predicted model, not a curated record
GUCCUAUUGGGCGUUCAAAUUAAUAAUCCCAAUUCUGUAUUGUUAUAAUCAGAGGAGAAAACCUCUUUUUUAAAUAUUAACUGCUAAAUGGUUCCUAACAAUGGUCUGUGGCUGAUUCCAUAUUUAAGAGCUUGUGCUUUGAUCCUCUGCCUCAAUACAUAAGCGAUUUUGGGUUCUGUCUGUUGUAGCCUUUUGACUUUGAAGACAUGAAAGCAAGGAGGGGAAAACGUUCAGAGGCAUUUUGGCCUUCCCUUGUGAUGAAGAAAUGGUUAAAUAUAAAGCCGAAGGUGUAUGAUUUUAGUGAAGAUGAAGUUGAUACUGAAACUGAGAGUGAAGACGACGCUUACUCUGUCAAAGGUUCAAGAGUGCGCAUUUGUGAAGACAACCCACGCAGAGAGGCAAAGAUCCAAUCAGUAUUCACUAGUCAAACUUCAGAUACACCUCCCAUGGGUUACAAGACAAGACACAGAAGGGGAAAAUCAGAAACUCUGCGCGCUCAGUAUAUUGAUACGAAGGAAAUAAGGGUAACUGUUGGAACUUGGAAUGUUGCUGGAAGAGUUCCCUGUGAGGAUAUUGAGAUCGAUGACUGGCUUUGUACUGAUGAGCCUGCAGAUAUAUACAUUAUUGGUUUUCAAGAGGUAGUCCCUUUGAAUGCUGGCAAUGUGUUUGGAGCAGAGGAUAAUACACCUAUCCCAAAAUGGGAGGCAAUCAUUCGAAGAACUCUGAACAAAUCUUCUCAAACUGAAAGCAAAAUCAAAAGCUACAGUGCCCCUCCUUCUCCAGUAUUAAGGACUUCCUCAGCGGCUGAUGUUCUAGCAGACAAUAUAGAUGCUAAUCCAUUAGAUAUGAUGGGUGAGGAGUUCGUAGAAACCAUAAAAAAGAAUGAUUUGGGAUAUCAGGAAGUGAAAAAGGCGAUUGAUAUAGGAAAAAAUUUACACUUGAGUAGAAUAUAUGGCAUUGAUCUUCAUACUAGUCUUGACUGGCCCGAACGUCCGUUAGAUGCAUUCCCUCAAGCUGUUGAUUCCAAUUCAAAAUUGCGGAGAGUACUGAGCAGCACAGCUAGAAUUGGCUUUAAUUGGACGGAAAAUACUUUAAAAUAUGGCAAUAGGAUGAAGCGUUCUCACCACAGUUAUGGGAACCUAGGCAUGAUCUGGAAGGAGGAGAAAGUGGUGCCAAGGGAAAUAAUUGAUUCCCACUCCGAUGUGUCCGACAUAUCUGAUGAGGAAGAUAACACUAUCUUUGAGUUACCAAAGAACCAGGAUGAUGAUGGAUUAGGCACUGUGAAAUCACGUCCGAGAUAUGUCCGGAUUGUCAGCAAGCAGAUGGUAGGGAUUUAUGUAUCAGUUUGGGUUCAGAGGAAGUUGAGAAGGCACAUCAAUAAUUUGAGAGUUUCUCCCGUUGGAGUUGGUCUGAUGGGCUACAUGGGAAACAAGGGGUCUGUUUCAGUAAGCAUGUCUCUCUUUCACUCGCGGCUGUGCUUUGUUUGCUCUCACCUCACUUCUGGUCAGAAGGAUGGAGCUGAAUAUAGACGAAACUCUGAUGUUAAUGAAAUUCUACGCCGCACCUGCUUCUCAUCUCUCAUUGAUACUGAUCAACCACAGACAAUCCCAUCGCAUGAUCAGAUUUUCUGGUUUGGAGAUUUGAAUUAUCGAAUCAGUAUGUUGGACAGUGAUGUAAGAAAACUGGUGGCUCUGAAGAAGUGGGAUGAACUAAUGAAUAAUGAUCAGCUAAGCAAAGAAAUGCGUUUUAGGCAUGUAUUUGAUGGAUGGAAAGAGGGGUUGAUAAACUUUCCUCCAACUUACAAGUAUGAAAUUAACUCAGACAGAUAUAUUGGUGAGAACCCAAAAGAAGGGGAAAAGAGGAGAUCUCCUGCAUGGUGCGAUCGAAUAUUGUGGAUGGGAAAAGGAAUAAAGCAACUUUCAUAUGAUCGCGCAGACAUAAGGAUAUCAGAUCAUCGACCAGUUAGUUCUAUCUUCUCAAUUGAAGUUGAAGUAUUUGACCAUCGAAAGCUUCAAAGAGCUCUAAAUGUCAACUGUGCAGCAGUACAUCCUGAAGUCUUCCUUGAUGAAGAAGGAGAGUUCAUGAGCUGGAUCUGAGAUGUCAACAUCCUGAAAGUAACAUUGUUUUUGGGAGUUUCUCCCUACCUUGGAUAUCAAGCAUUUUGUGAAUUUGACAAACAGAGAAGCCAUUGAGAUAGUUAUAACAAAAAAAACUGUAUAUAGUUAUACAUAGGACGAUUUGAACUUUUUCCUUGUUUCUUUGUUCUUUGGUAGACAACGAUUAUGUUUUUGAUCUAAUGAGUUGUGUAUCCCUAUGAUUCUUGUUUUGCUCCUUUGACCAUAAACUUCAGGCUGUGGUCUGCCUUCUGUAACAUCAGACACAUUCUAAAUAAACUGACAUAUUUACACAAUGAA